Messenger RNA from Chrysochloris asiatica (Cape golden mole), 1415 nucleotides. It is a transcript of the gene NAA50, whose product is annotated as N(alpha)-acetyltransferase 50, NatE catalytic subunit. Lineage: Eukaryota; Metazoa; Chordata; Mammalia; Afrosoricida; Chrysochloridae. The transcript is spliced from 5 exons. Gene Ontology annotation, cellular component: NatA complex. Bases 262 to 549 code for a protein of 95 amino acids. Gene Ontology annotation, biological process: mitotic sister chromatid cohesion. The record is from RefSeq and is a predicted model, not a curated record. Gene Ontology annotation, molecular function: acyltransferase activity, transferring groups other than amino-acyl groups.
GGCGGAGGUCGGAUUCUGACUGUUGGCGGCUUGAAAAGUCAGCGGAGUAGCCGGAUUGAGCUGGGAGAUGUAACACCCCACAAUAUUAAACAGUUGAAGAGAUUAAACCAGGUCAUCUUUCCAGUCAGCUACAAUGACAAGUUCUACAAGGAUGUGCUGGAGGUGGGCGAGCUAGCAAAACUUGCGUAUUUCAAUGACAUUGCAGUAGGUGCAGUGUGCUGUAGAGUGGAUCAUUCACAGAAUCAGAAGAGACUUUACAUCAUGACACUAGGAUGUCUGGCACCUUACCGAAGGCUAGGAAUAGGAACUAAAAUGUUAAAUCAUGUCUUAAACAUCUGUGAAAAAGAUGGCACUUUUGACAACAUCUAUCUGCAUGUUCAGAUCAGCAAUGAGUCAGCAAUUGACUUCUACAGGAAGUUUGGCUUUGAGAUUAUUGAGACAAAGAAGAACUACUAUAAGAGGAUAGAGCCCGCAGAUGCUCACGUGCUGCAGAAAAACCUCAAAAUCCCAUCAGGCCAGAAUGCAGAUGUGCAGAAGAUAGACAACUGAACAAAUUACAAAUGAACUUUCUUGCACUUGCUUGUCGCCAAAUAAAAGAGAGGCCUGUUAAUCCCCCCCUCCCCCAACUUUCUUUUAAAGCUUUUCCCUCCUCUUUAUUCUUAUUUCUCUUUCUUUCCUUUUCUCUAAAAGUUGUAAUACUUUCAAGGACUUUAAAAAUCAUGUUUGGAUUGUUUUAGUUUUCUUAUUUUUGUGAGAUGGUUUGGUUGAAGGAAGGGAAAAGUAUAGUAGGUCUGUUUUGUUUCACCUUUAAAGAUAUAUGGCCCCACAAUUUUGGGUGUUAAAUAAUUUCUGAUUUUUGUAACAGAUUUUUUUUUUUUAAAGUCCUGCUUUCACAUUGAAGGGCAGAGCAUACAAAAAUAUCAUAUUUCAAAAGACAAAAAGAAACAGCAGCAAUAUUUUGUUCUAACUCAUAGACAAGUUUAGUGUGUUUGUGGUACUUUGGGUUUUUAAAGACUAUUGUGGGAUACUGAUCCCUGGACAUUGCCUUCACUCCCUCUACCUUCAGUCCUUCUGAGUACUAUCUCCAGAGUUGGACCAUUAUUAUCCUUGUAAGAAAUACUUUUUUUUUUUUUUUUUUUGUAGUUAUUUCCUCUCUUCCUGUUGGUGGUUAAGGGUGGGUGGGGCAGUUUGGUAGGUAGUGAUACUAUAUAUUUUGGUCUCAGUAUUUGAGUUAAACUGCUUUUUCUAAUAAGUGGGCUGGGUUGUUAGCAGACUUCUUUUUCCUGCUAUUGGUUGUUACUAGUGGCAUUAACUGCUAGAGUGUAGGCUGGUGAGAUUAUUAUUUUUUUUAAUAUCCCAGCUAGAAAUAUGGCCUUUAACUGACCUAAAGAGAUUUGUUGUGGUUUACUUUUCUC